AUGAACGCCUCCAAGUUUUCUCCGUCGCUUCCCGAGGUCGAAGCCCAGCUGUCUGGCGCUGCGGCCGCCGGCAACACGAUCCCAGUCUUUGCCAGCCUGCCAUCGGACCUCCUCACGCCCGUCACCGCCUACCUCAAGCUCUCGAACGGCGCCGACUCGGCGAAGCGCAGCUUCCUCUUUGAGAGCGUGACGGGCGGAGAGAAGAUCGCGCGCUACAGCUUCAUCGGCGCAGAUCCCUUCAAGAUCCUCCGCUCAGGGCCCGGCCUCGACGUCGAGGGCGAUCCGCUGGUCGGCAUCGAAAACGAGCUGGCAAAGUACAAGUACAUCCCCGUCGCCGGCCUUCCCAGCUUCACUGGCGGCGCCAUCGGCUACAUCAGCUACGACUGCGUCCAGUACUUUGAGCCGCGCACCAAGCGCGACCUCAAGGACGUCCUCGGGAUCCCAGAGAGCGUCUUUAUGUUCUGCGACACCAUCGUCAUCUUCGACCACAUCUACAACACCAUCCACUGCGUCUCGCACCUCCACCUGCCACCGGCCCCCACCUCGGGCGGCUCGAACCGCUCUACCGAGAUCGCGUCGCUCUACGACGCCGCUUGCGCAAAGAUCAAGGCGCUCAUCGCCACGCUCUCGACCGAACAGACGCUCCAGCCGGUGCAGCCGCCCAUCCUGCCCGGCCAGGAGGCCGUCUCCAACGUCGGCAAGGUCGGGUACGAGGGCUUCGUCACCAGCCUGCGGCAGAACAUUGUCAAGGGCGACAUCAUCCAGGCGGUCCCCUCGCAGCGGCUCAAGAGGCGCACCACGCUCCAUCCUUUCAACUGCUACCGGCACCUCCGGCAGGUCAACCCGUCGCCAUACAUGUUCUACGUCGACUGCGGAGACUGCCAGCUCGUCGGCGCCAGCCCCGAGACGUUGUGCAAGAUCGAAAAGGGCAAGGUGGCCGUCCACGCCAUCGCCGGCACCGUCAAGCGGGGCAAGUCGGACGAAGAGGACGAGGAGCUCGCGGCGCAGCUGACGGGAUCCAUCAAGGACCAGGCGGAGCACGUGAUGCUCGUCGACCUGGCCCGCAACGACAUCAACCGCGUCUGCGACCCGCUGACGACGACCGUAGAGUCGUUUAUGAAGGUCGAGAAGUUCUCGCACGUCAUGCACCUCACCUCGCGCAUCACCGGGCUGCUGCGGCCCAACAAGUCGCGCUUCGAUGCGCUGCGGUCCAUCUUCCCCGCCGGCACCGUCAGCGGUGCGCCAAAGAUUCGCGCCAUUGAGCUCGUCAGCGAGCUCGAAAAGGAGAAGCGCGGCGUCUACGCCGGCGCAGUGGGACGCAUCGACUUUGCCGACAAGGAGAUGGACGUCUGCAUCGCCAUCCGCACCAUGACCUUCAAGGACGGCAACGCCUACCUCCAGGCCGGAGGUGGAAUCGUCUACGACUCGAUCGAAGAGGACGAGUACAUCGAGACGAUCAACAAGCUCGGCGCCAACAUGCGCUGCAUCGCCCAGGCAGAAGAGUACUACCUCUCAAGAGAGCAGGCGUGA
Messenger RNA from Pseudozyma flocculosa PF-1, 1530 nucleotides. RefSeq lists its product as uncharacterized. Gene Ontology annotation, biological process: L-tryptophan biosynthetic process. The transcript is spliced from 6 exons. The record is from RefSeq and is a predicted model, not a curated record. Bases 1 to 1530 code for a protein of 509 amino acids. NCBI's taxonomy places the organism in Eukaryota, Fungi, Basidiomycota, Ustilaginomycetes, Ustilaginales, Ustilaginaceae. Gene Ontology annotation, molecular function: anthranilate synthase activity.